AUGGAAAAACGAAAAAAAUUAAGUAAACGCUUGAAUAUAAUAAAACUUUUACUUGCUGCAUUACCAACUGUUGCCUUCGGUGUUUUUACAAUUGUUUUCACUUUACAACAAGAUGCAUCUGCUAAAGCAACACGAGAACAAGAUCAACAACAAGCAGAUGAAACUAAUCGACGUCUCAUCUUUAAAGAAUAUAUUGAUGAUAUGACAGAUCUUCUUCUCAGUAAACGAUAUGAUACGAAUAUCAAUGAGUCUUUGUUACAUAUACGAGUACAAACACUAACUGUUCUGAGAAAUCUUGAUGGUGCUCGUAAAUCCGAUGUUAUUCGUUUUCUUUAUGAAAGUCAUUUAAUACAUAGUAAUCAACCAAUAAAAGUUCACCUAAAUGGAUCAGAUCUUACCGGUUUGAAAUUUAUAAAAUCAUCAGCAGAAAGUUGUGAUCUUACGGAUAUUUAUUUACCGGGAGUUUAUGGUGAAAAUAUUCUUUUCGAAGGUUGUCUUCUGGAUCGAGCAGUUUUCGAUCAUGCUGAGAUGUGUGGCACAGUAUUUCAAUCAUGCAGUUUGGUCAAUUCUACUUUUCUUGAAACCAAUUUAACUAAAGCACACUUUCAAGACAAUCAACUUUUUGCAGCAAAAUUCAAUGGUGCUUUAUUGUCUCAUUCAUCUAUUAAAGGUGGUGUUUUGCAAGGAAUGGAUUUUACUAAUGCAGAUCUCUAUCAAAGUGAUAUUGAUCAUGAAGUUUUUUAUCCUUUGGCACAUGGUGGUCUAAUAGCAAAUAUUUUCAUCAAUGCUCGUCAUCCCAACGGAUCAUUUUUUGCUAUUGAUACAAAUGAUUUGAUUGUUGAUGGUCAAGCACAGACAAAAUGUAAUCAAAGCAGAACAUUGUCGUGGUUAAACGCGCUUAAUGAUAAUCCAAUAGAAAUUAUAAAUCGAAGCCAGAUUGAUUUACAAGACACGUCCAUAGUGGAAAGUGAUUGUGUCUUUAGAUUUGAUCAAAAUACGUUUGUUUAUCAAGCGAUUCUAUUACAAAGUUUUUCUCUUUUGGUCGAUCAAAAGCAAGCCUUGUUCAAUUUUUCAGUAUUGAUUGGAACAAAAAAUCCAACUGUCGAGGAUGAAAUAUCGAUCUCUAUGCUUUUUCGUCAAGCAGAAGGUUCAUUCGAUUAUAAACAACGAGUAAUAAGAUCAUUCAAGAAUAUUUCAUCAUUUCAAUUGUAUUCCAUUGUCGAUGCAAUUCCUCCAAAAACGGCAUUUCUUUUAAUAAGCUUGGGAUGUAAGACAGUUGGUAGUAAAGAUCAAUGGUGCUUUUUUGAUCAAGCAAAAUUAUUCGUAUCGAAAAAUACAUCUUAA
Adineta steineri is the source of this 1344-nucleotide messenger RNA. The record is from the annotation of a GenBank genome assembly. NCBI's taxonomy places the organism in Eukaryota, Metazoa, Rotifera, Eurotatoria, Adinetida, Adinetidae.